AUGCACUGGGAAGUGUUGCGGGUCUUUGCCUACGGCUUGCUGACGUGCCUGACAACGGGACUGGGGGCUGCGCCAUUUCUCAUUGUGCGCCCCGCCCAAAUUGGCAGUGGCUUGGCUGUGGCCAAUGCUGUGGCGGCCGGCAUGAUGCUUGCAGCAUCUGCCGGAAUGCUCUUUGAGGCACACGAGCAUUGCGGUUAUCUGGACUGGCAAAUCUUCGCUGGGCUGCUGGCCGGCGGGUUGUUCAUCCGGGCCAGUGAAGGCCUGCACGGUGACGAGGAGGAAGAGGAGUCAGAGAUUGCGGCGCUGCACGACGCGCUGAUUGAGAGGAAGCAGUGGCGGAAGGCAAUGCUCAUCUUUACAGUGAUGUUCUGCCAUUCCGCGGCGGAAGGCAUCGCAGUCGGCGUGGCUUUCAGCAGGCGACUGAACCAGGAGUUUGGGGUCUACAUCUCCUUGCUCCUUGCGGUGCACAACGUCCCAGAGGGUCUGGCGGUGGCGCUGGUCCUGGUCCCGCGCGGGGUCUCCGCCACCCUAACGGCCCUGAUUGCCAUCUUGACAAGCGUUCCGCAGCCCCCGCUGGCGCUAGCGGCGUUCCUCUUCGUGGAAGUUUUUGAAUGGCUCUUGCCACUGGGCCUGGCCUUCGCUGCAGGUGCCAUGGUCUAUGUUUGCCUUCACGAGCUUUUGGUGGAGUCGGUGGAGCAGUUGGGCCUCUUCGCUGUCCUUUAUCACGAUGGUUGCCAAGAGGGCGAAGUUAACGUCUGGCCGAGCAGAUGCCCUCGUCAUGAGGAAGACGAGGCCGAGACCGAGACCUGUGCCAGGAGCCUGCGCAGGCGUGGCUCUGACAGUACGGCUGGCAGCUGGGAUGACUCCCCUACUGGGACGGCUCACAGCGACGGCAUCGAGACAGGACCUGGACUCAGCGCUUUGAGCCAGGUCUCAGCCUCCGACGAAGGAGACGAGGAAGAGGUGCCAAUUGAUGUUCAUGCCCUUUCGGGCGCUCAUCUGGGGCACGUCAGCAUGCUUCCCCGGGCCUCGCUUGGAGCAUUGAAAGAGCGCAUCUGCGACCUCACAGGCAAGUCGGGCAAGUCCCUGGAGCUUGCGCUCGGGUUGUCGAUCCUGAAGGAUUCUGACGACAUGACCAUCGCCAGCAGUGGGAUCCUGGAGACCCUGCAUGUCCAGGCGAUUACCAUCUCUUUGCACAGGUUUGUCUACUCCGAUGACGGGCGAAGUGCGGGAAUUUACCUGCUGGAUGACGGAACCGCUGAAAUCUUCACGCUAAGCAGACGAGUGCUGAAUGCGCGUGAAGAUGAAGAGCAGACACAAACUAUGCACUGGGGCACCUGGUCGUCAGGACCCUCGGAAUCCAUCUGCAUAGACGUCACUCAAAUGGAGAGGAAGGUGUACAGCGAUAUCAUGUCCUGCGGCUGGACCCACCAGUCAGGCAGGAUUCAGGCAGAUUUCAAAAUGCG
Molecule: messenger RNA, 1466 nt
Organism: Symbiodinium pilosum
Lineage: Eukaryota; Dinophyceae; Suessiales; Symbiodiniaceae
Source: the annotation of a GenBank genome assembly